Molecule: messenger RNA, 1650 nt
Organism: Fomitopsis serialis
Lineage: Eukaryota; Fungi; Basidiomycota; Agaricomycetes; Polyporales; Fomitopsidaceae
Exons: 2
Coding region: 1-1650 (549 amino acids)
Source: RefSeq, a predicted model, not a curated record
AUGGAUGACUCUGACGAACCAUAUAUCGCCUACGACGCGCUAUGGGUGAAAUUAGACGAUGUCGUCGGGCUUCUCACAGCCUCCAUGAAGGCCUCAGCGCGUCGGAGGAACUGCGCCAGAGUUCUCUGCGCCUGCCUCCACAUGCUGGACGGGAUGAGUGCCACUCAGUCCUAUGCAUUCGACAAGCCUUACGACAGGCCAACCGCCGGCAAAGAGCUCUACGAGAUCCUCCGCAAGAUGUUUCCCGAGUACCUGAGUGCGUGCGCCGCUUUCCUGAGCCUGCCUCGCUCAGACAAGGAGGCCGAGGACAUCGAUGCGUCUGUCAGCGUGUGCGCGUGCUUCAGAACGCCACCGAAGGGGAAGACGAGGCUCCUGCUCGGAAAGCUGCACAAGUUCGGGGCCGCACGCCAGUUCACCUUCCAAGACUUCAUCCAGGCACUCAUUCGCCACGUCGCCGGUGUCCUCGGUAAUGCGGUCGCUUCGAAAACCGUCGGCGGCACUGCUGCGAUGGGCGGCCUCAGGAAACACUCCAGGAAGCAUGCCGAAAGCCCCCCAUGGCCGACGGAUGCCAGCCAGCUGAUUCCCCACGGGCUCGAGAGAUCGAUGCAGGGAUACGCCGCUUCCUUCCGCAGGUACCGCAGUGACAGAUUCCACGAGCCCCUUCUCUUCCUCAACAAACUCCUCGCUAUCUGCGGUAGAUCCGUCCUGCCUCCCCUGCUCCGGUUCCAACCCAGCUGGCCCUUCGGAAUCACCGGCCUCGCCAGCGGUCUUUGUGAAGCGCGCAGAGAGACACUCGGGAAGCCCGUGGACAUCGAGACGGAGAUAAGCUGGCUCGAAACGCUGGAACAGAUUCUAGAAUUCUAUCGCGUCAUCACACACGUUGGAGUGCGAGAUUCAGCGGACGUUGUGCUACUCGUGCGCCUGCGCUUACAGGUAAAAUCUGAAGGGUCAGACGAAGUCAGAGACUGGCACUGCGGCCUGCUCUUCAUAUGCAAUCUAAUCCUUCGAUCUCUGCCACUCUUUCGUGAUGGUACGACUUGGUUCAGCGACGAGCACAUCAGCCGGCUGGAGCGCAGCUUCACCGGGUUUGGCGCGGUGUUAUAUCAGUACAAGUCACCCGAGGACAACACGGCCUUCCACCCGGCAAUCCUCCAAUCGUUCGCAGAGGCGACUGCCUUGUCCGCAGACCCUUUGCAACAAGCCUUGGAAGGAUUCUAUCUGGCUACCAUGGCGCGACACUGUUGUGCGCCGGAGUGCCGCGAGACGUUCGCCACCGCUAAGCGGACGUUUUCCCGAUGUGCAGGCUGCGGGGUCCUGCGCUACUGCUCGCGCGAGUGCCAGAGGAGUGCCUGGAAGCACGCGACGUUCCCGCACAAGAACGUUUGCACCAAGUUGCGUGUCUUGAGGGAGAGGACGAACCUCCCGAAGGACCCGGAUCACUGGAAUACUGCUCGUAUUCGUCAGCCCUUUAUCGAUGCAUGUAGAGCGGAUGAGGGACUCGCAGCGUUAGCUCAGGAGUGCGGCGAACACAUGCACGCUUUGUUUGUCAUGCGGCGGAGCAUCAGUACGGCUUGCAUCCCAGGGCCGUAUAGAAUCAUGAUGUCGACCGAGGCGGAUGGAACUGAUCGGGCUACUCCGCUGGUAGAAUGA